Chlamydomonas reinhardtii is the source of this 3331-nucleotide messenger RNA. RefSeq lists its product as uncharacterized. Gene Ontology annotation, molecular function: zinc ion binding; metallocarboxypeptidase activity. The transcript has 10 exons. NCBI's taxonomy places the organism in Eukaryota, Viridiplantae, Chlorophyta, Chlorophyceae, Chlamydomonadales, Chlamydomonadaceae. The record is from RefSeq and is a predicted model, not a curated record. Bases 134 to 2659 code for a protein of 841 amino acids. Gene Ontology annotation, biological process: proteolysis.
GUAACGAGGCUUUGCUAUAACAUGCAAACCAUUGCAAGCACCACACAGCUGCAAAUGACAAGUCGUUAUCAGUGACAAACUAAUAGGCCUGAAACAGUUGCGAACUGACUACAAACGCACAUCUGUAGGUAUAAUGUGUGGGAGAGCAAAGUGGAGGGCUUGCAGCCCAGCCUUUGCGCUGGUGCUGCUGCUUUUAGCAGUCAGGACGGAGCUGGCGCGAUGCCACGGACAGUACAGCUCGCUGGGCGACCUGCUGCACUGGUAUAAGCACGCGUCAACGACACAUUCGAACCUGAUGAGCUUCACGGAGAUGAAGGAGCCCGGGCAUGAGCACGUGAUGAUGCCAGUGAUCACCAUCACCAACCCCAGCAGCGGCUUGCCGCCGGCUGAGAAGUCGCUGGCUGUGCUGGUGUUCGGGGAGCACGCGCGUGAGCUAAUCACGUGCGAAGUAGGGCUGUGGAUGUCGCGGGUGCUCGUUGGCGACACAGCGGAGAUCUUUAGCUGGGCCGAGUGGGCGACGGCCUUUGAGCCGCUGGGCAUCGCCAAGGCAGAUGUGGAGAAAACGGUGAAGGACUGGGUAAAGAAUAUAACAGACAACCUCGUCUUGAAGGUGAUUCCGGUGGAGAACGUGGAUGGGCGGCAGGCGUGGGAGGCGGGCAACCUGUGCCUGCGCAAGACGGCGCACGGCGUGGACCUGAACCGCAACUACCCCUUCGGCUUCGCCAGCGAGCCCGCGCACUCGGAGAUGUACGGGGGCCCGUUUGCGUUCAGCGAGCCGCAGAGCCGCAUGAUCACACGCCUGGCCACCAACGGGCCCGCGCGCGACCGCGGCGUGGCGAAGGCCUACGUAAACGUGCACAGCGGCGAGUGGGCGGUGUACUCGGGCUGGGACAGCAAGGCUGCCAUCGGGCCCGGUCUGCCGGGCGACAUGGGCGAGGUGCUGCUCAAGAGCGGCGACGUGUGCCGCUGCCAGGCCGGCCCCGCCGGCGCCGUGUCCAACUAUCUGGCGUACGGCACCGGCAUGGACUUCAUGUACACGCAGCUGGGGGUGCCGUACGCGCUCACGUACGAGGUGUACGGCAGCGAUAACGCGGGACUGCUGGGAGGCCGCAAGAACCAGCCGCUUGAGUCGUUUCCCUUUGCCAACGACGACCGCAUCGCCAAGGCCGUGCCCCGCCCCGACGACAUUUUCCCCAAGGGUCUGGGCCACCACCACCACCAGCACCAGAAGCAGCACCAGAAGCAGCACCGUGUCGCCGCGCACGCCACACGCGCGCGCCGGCGCAGCGCCUGGGAGCAGCAGCAGGGCGCCGGCAGCGCUGGCGGCGCCGGGCUAGAUGCUGCUGAUGCUACUGCUGCGACCGGCGGCAGCGGCACAGACAGCCCCGGCUGGCGCCAUCGCGCUGCGGCGCUGCGCCGCGUGUUCGCCAAGCGCGGCGCGGAGGGCGAGGGCGUGGCCAUCGCGGAGCGCUUCCGCGCUACUGCCUUCAGCGGCGCCGAUGGCGCCGAGGUCUCCGGCGGCUCGCGGCGGCUGCGCACGUACGCGACCCCGCGCUACAGCGCCGAGGAGCUCGCUGGCGAGGACACGGACGUGGAUGAAGAUGCGGAGGACGUGGAUGUGGAGGACGUGGAUGUGGAUGUGGAGGACGCGGACGUCGAGGCGGCGGCGCAGGUGUUCCUGGGCAGCGACCGCCACGCGGGCGGCCGCGAGCGCGCGGCGCUGGAGGUGGAGGAGCUCGGCGCCGAUGCCGAGGAGGCGGAGGUGGAGGCGGAGGUGGAGGCGGAAGGCGGCGCGGGCGCUGCUCGCACGCUCCAGGCGGAGGCUGUGGCGACGCGGGAGGACGCCAUCCUGACCAUGGUCCGCAGCCGGCCUGCCGUGCUGCAGCGCUGCUUUGACAUCUUCAACCCGCAGCCCGGCCCCACCUACCGUGACGUGGUGGCACGCUGGGUGGUCAUCCUGCUGUACACGCUGGACCACGUGGCCGACCCCGCCAACCCCAAGCCCUCGGCGCACCCGCUCCCGGGCACCGUGCUGGCGGGCGCGGGCGCAGCGCAAGCGGGCCACCGGUUGCAGCACCACCGGCGGCUCAUGGGCAUGGAGGAGGAGGCGGAGGGCGCAGGUGCGGAGGCGGGGGCGAAGCCGGGCGUGGAGGCGGGCCGGGGUCAGGGCCACGCGCACGCGCGUGCGCACGUGCAUGCGGCGCAUGCCCACCUGCACAAGCGCCACUCUGGCGAGCAGCCUCCCCAGCACGUCGCUGACGCCGCGGCCGCCCGCUCUACACAGGACGCCGCUGAGGACAACGGCGCCGGUGCCGCGGCCACUGCUGCUGCCUCUGCCGCCGCUCCGGCGGCGGGCUCCGAGCCCGGGGCGUCCUCUGGCGAGGAGGGCGAGGGCCGCCUGGGUGAGUUCGAGUCCCGUCUGCGCCGCCGCGAGCACGAGGUGGACCCCGUGAUGCGGCAGCACAGCCUGGUGGUGUUCCUGGCGCUAUGCUGCCUGGGCGCGGUGUUCGUGCCCUGGCUGCUGGCGCUGAGGAAGCUGCCCAGCGGGGGCGCAGGUAGCCUGGCGGCGGGCGGGCCAGGCGCGGGCGGGCACCUGCCGUUUGCGGUGGCCACGGGGAGCAAGUCGGUGGGCGGCCGCCGGCAGCGCACGUAUGGCUAGGCGCGGCGGCUGGGAUGUUGUGCAAGAGUUAGACCCUCAGUGCGCUGACAACACUGCGAACUGCAGUGACGGAGGCGUGGGUGCAUCGGAUGACCUCGGUAAGAGGGAGGUCUUUAGCCGUUUGCGAGAUGAGUAAGCAGGGCUGGCAUAGGACCAGCAGUAGACUAGCGUCCAUCGGGGGCAUUACGCCAGCAGGAGAUGAGCACAAGUCUGUGGCAAUGCACUGUGGAGAAGUAGGCACGGGGUCACUGCCCCACUUAGCAUGUAGUAGUAACUUACCAGGUGGCAGGAUUGCAGCACGGCUGUAAAAGUGGAUGUCGUAGCUGCGGGUGUGCGAUGGGACAAGGUUAAGGCAGGUUGGUGAAUUCCCAUAGGGUGCAGCGGAUUCUCAGACCCCAGCACAUGGCAAACAAUUUGGGACGGCAGUGCAUGAGCGCGCGGCGGUGGUUGGACGCCGGAGUGGAUCUCGUGGCUGCGGGUAAGUGUGUGUCAUUCAUUCAGUCAACAACGUCAUCGGCCGUGGGCGAUACGCACCUCACAUGCAUCCCAGUUGUCAAGCGGUCUAAGGAUAGGAUACGCACUUCACAAUACCAUCCCCGCUGCUUGUGAGGGCCAAGGGUUCCUGUGAGGGCCCCACUCAACAGGGCAAGCCAGCAAGGACUCACGGGAUGU